CAUAGGCUAUUAUUAGAGACCAGGGACCUCGUGAUCCUAGCCUUCUUCACUUACAGGCCACUCAUAGGUCUCGUUCUGUCUGGAGAACUGGUGCUGCGCCCUUGCAGUAUUUCAGGCGUCGCGAUGCCAACCAGUCUGAUUUGAACAUUGAUGUUCGAUUGAUCCCCAUUCUGCAGGCAGCCGGUUUUUAUGGGGUAGCUCGGGUAUCCACUCUUCAGCUUGAUUGGAGUUUGCUUGGUGCUCUGGUAGAGAGAUGGCGACCAGAGACACAUUCAUUCCACCUGCCGAUGGGAGAGUGUACUAUUACACUGCAGGAUGUUGGUGUCUUGCUCGGGUUACCCAUUGACGGAGAGCCCGUUAUGUGUCCUGUAGGCCCUCCACCUGGACAGAGAUGGGAGACCAUCGUUGGUGAGGUAUUUGGACAGAUUCCUCCACCCGAGGCUUUCAAUAACUCGAGGCUACGGCUCACAUGGGUAGAGGGUCUCACUCCAGCGAGAUUACGUGAUGAUGCAGGCGUUGAGGAGAUCAGGCUUCACGCCAGGUGUUACUUGCUACAGUUGUUUGGGGGGUCACUGUUCACCGACCAUUCUGGUGGACUUAUACACUCCUCGUGGGUUCAUUUUGUUCGUGACCUGGAGGCGCUCGGAGGCUAUGCAUGGGGUCCAGCUGUUCUAGCUCGUCUAUACAGGGAGCUUUGCAAUGGUUGCAAAGCGAGUAUUAAGGAGGUAGCUGGAUGCCUUCUCUUACUGCAGCUAUGGGCAUGGGAGAGGUUGCCCACUCUUGCCCCUGUUCGGACCACUGUUCCAUUAGAGGAUGUUGCUUUUUGGGGGCAUCAGCUUCCAGGACCACAUGGAGCCAGGUGGCUUGUUGGACAUUCAUUCGUUGAGAGUGAUGGAAGCACUGUGACUACGUCUCGGGCGGCAUUGGAUGCGCUUGCUCCACAUGAGUUUAUUUGGGAGCCUUAUGCUGGGAUUCUUGAUACACUGCCAGACUAUUGUUUAGCCGGCCGUCAUCUCUGGCGCUUUCGCGGCCCCAUGAUAUGUGUUUACAUAGUCGAGCCACAUCAGCCGGACAGAGUUGCUAGACAGUUUGGCAUGAUACAGCGUAUUCCGGAUCAGCCACACUACUCCCACGAGCAUCACGGUAUGACGCUGAGGGGCCAGAAGGUCUUGGAUUAUGCAGUCGUACAUCAGCCCAGUAUGACACACUGGCAGCAUCGUCUGGAGCAUAUUUGGAUUGAUGACGUGAUUGAUGGUCAUGCUACAGUCCCAGAGUACAUGGAUUGGUACUUGCCUCGGACUGUGAGGUUCAUUAGUCAGUUGGGUGCACUGCAUACCCACCUGGGAGUUGUGCUAGAGACUAUAGCAGCCAGGACAGCAGACGUCCUCCCGGAUAUGUCCCAACUAGCCACUCAGAGUCUGCACCAUCUCCGAGAUCGGAAUGCAUACAGGUUUGAUCCACGUCAAGUUGAGGAGCAGGAUGCUAGACAGGACGGGGGAGGGGAGGAUGCAGGUGGUAGAGGAGGCCGUGGUGGUGGCAGGAGAGGCCGUGGUGGUGCCGAGAGAGGCCGUGCUCGUGGCAGAGGAGGCCGUGCUCGUGGUGAUGGAGGCCGAGGCAGUGGACGGUUAGUUGAUGAGCCGGAUGAUGAUGCUGAUCAUGCGGAUCAUUUAGGUACAGGCGAGGAUCGAGGCCCAGAGUCUUCUGCUACUGCUGCUACAGCUACUGUUGCUGAUGCUUCUGCUGCUGCUGCUACUGCCACAGCUACUGCUACUGUAGCCGAGGCUUCUACUCCCCAUGCUGCUGCUGCUGCCACAGCUACUGCUACUGUAGCCGAGGCUUCUACUCCCCCUGCUGCUGCUGCCGCUGCUACUACUACCGCCGGUGACUGGUGGCCUAGUUUUUCUCUAGGCCUAAGUUUGCCUUCACAGCCAGUACCUGAGCAGCAGACUUCUCAGAUGCCAGAUACCAGUACAGAGCAGCCUCCUCCUGUUGUGCAGCGUCAGCAUAGGAUUCGACCUUGGCAUGGUACACCAGAGGUACCCCCUUUUGACUUGGGCAGCUCAUCACAGUCUACACAGUCUACGCAGCCUAGUCAGCCUAGUCAGCCUGCUACGCAGCCUAUUGUACCCCUUUUUGAUGUCUUUUUUGUUCGCCGGUCAAAGAGGGCUAAGAAGGUUCCUGACUGUGGUACUGGUUCACAUAGGGGAUGAUGAUAUUUGUAGGUUUUUGAUGACAUUCUAGUUAUAGGAUGCUGAACUUGUGAUAUAUGAUAGCACGGAUCUUGUAAAUAUUUUAAUUUCAUGUCGUAUG
Molecule: messenger RNA, 2310 nt
Organism: Daucus carota subsp. sativus
Lineage: Eukaryota; Viridiplantae; Streptophyta; Magnoliopsida; Apiales; Apiaceae
Product: protein MAIN-LIKE 1-like
Exons: 3
Coding region: 288-2210 (640 amino acids)
Biological process (GO): meristem maintenance; meristem development
Source: RefSeq, a predicted model, not a curated record